CCUGUAUCGUAUCCUUCGCGUUCAUUCACGGAGGUGCUUUCGAUACUUUCCUAGGGCAUUUGCGCUCCUGCCAUUACUAAACGAUGCUGCCUCCGCUGUCCCUAAUCGUAAUAACCAUUGUCUCUUUGGUACGCGCAGACGUCUUCCUGCAUAAGCAAUGCUGGCACGAGCAUCCAUUGUCAGCUGUCAACCUUCAAUGUUCGCGCGAAGCAGAAGUCGAUCAUAUCCAGUUUCCUAAUGCCGCUGUCUCAAAUGACCAAGACACCAACGUCCAAAUAAGUCAUAGGCCGUGGUCGUACCCACCAAUAUGUACAGAUGUCCUCCCAAGCAUCGGCAGCAGCCUGUGUAUCUACACAGAUACAUCCUUUAGCCACGGACGAGGGAUAUCUAUAUUCACCACGCCGGAGCUUGCCGAACGCGUAGUUCUCUUGCCACCUUUCCAGGACUCAGAGGCACUGCAAGGCAUCAACGAAUUCACCGGCACUUGGAUUACACAGGAGAUACCCGGUAAGGGUAUGGGCAUGCUCGCAAAAAGAAACCUGGUGUUCAAAGACAAGAUAACAGCAUACACACCUGCGCUACUAGCAUACCUAGAAACUGAUCUAUCCACUGCGGAACGUGAAAAGUUCUUCAAGCUUGCAGUCUCGCAACUACCUGAGGCUACACGAGAUAUGUAUCUGGGACUUGCGACUGUAUAUGGCUUGCCAGAAGUCAAAUACCAAGACGUAGUCAAGGCAAAUACGUUCCAGAUGGAGAUCGAAGGGCACAACCAUCUCGCCGUGUUCCCAGAGACCUCACGCCUCAAUCAUGCCUGUACACCAAACGCACAGUACUACCUGGAUCCAACGCUACUAACGCACUUCGUGCAUAUCACAAGACCUUUGAAGAAAGGCGAAGAAAUUACCAUUUCCUACACCUCACCCCUCGAUCCCACGCACACGCGGCAACAGCACCUGGAGCAGGGGUUCCACUUCCGCUGCACGUGCACCCGCUGCACCAACCACGAGCGGACUGAUGCUUCCCUGAAACAUAUCCAGGGCCUCCAAAGCGUUUUGAACGACUGGUCACCUUCAACAGUUGGAUUUCCCGGUCCGCAAUUAGCUGAGGAACUUCUCGACAUGUAUCGAGAUGAGGGCCUCCAAGGCUUCAUGGACGUCCCAUACGGCUUUGCUGCGCUCGCGUACAAUGCCGGUGGGGACGACGAGACGGCGGUAGAGUACGCGAAGAGAGCAGAAGAGUUGAUUUUGUUGAAGGAUGGAAAGUGGGCGUCGAAUCUGGCGAUGAUGAAGGAACUCUUGAGGGAUCCGAGGGGGCAUUGGAGCUUUGGUCGGAGGUUGGGUUGAAGUGUUGAAGAGGUGACGUAGUCUGCGAGAUCGCACGCUCACGCUCUUUCGAGCGGUCGCCUUUCCGUCAGAUUCUAUCUACGGCAUCGAUCUUUUCUGGCACGAUUGAUCCAACUGAGAGCAUGGACUUGCUCGACCCGCCAGCUCGAGAAAGUCUGAGCGUGUUCCACAUGAAUCUAUCCAGUGCACACAAAUAUAGCAUCCACCCCAAG
Paraphaeosphaeria sporulosa is the source of this 1555-nucleotide messenger RNA. RefSeq names its product SET domain-containing protein. NCBI's taxonomy places the organism in Eukaryota, Fungi, Ascomycota, Dothideomycetes, Pleosporales, Didymosphaeriaceae. Gene Ontology annotation, molecular function: protein binding. The transcript has 3 exons. The record is from RefSeq and is a predicted model, not a curated record. The coding region runs from base 84 to 1343 and encodes 419 amino acids.